GCUUUUUUUCAACAGAACCCAACACACACACACGACACCAUCAACCCAAAACAAAGAAACGAUGGCUCUGAGAUUCGCAGCAGCUGCUUCUGCUUCUGUCUCACGAAUAUCAAGGCCACAAAACCCACCAUUCUUUUCACUUCAACACCGCAACAACGGUACUCUCAAAUUCCAUAGCCCACCUUUUCAUCAUCCACUUCCCACACCCUCAAAACGCUGCAACGUUCGAGCCAUAAGCGAGGUAGCUGUGGAACCUGAAAUUUCAAAGAAAGAACAAAAUGAGUCACCUAAAGAUUGGAAGAUUAAAAUGCUCUAUGACGGAGAUUGCCCCCUCUGCAUGCGCGAGGUGAAUAUGCUAAGAGAGAGGAAUAAGAGUUACGGCACAAUCAAGUUUGUUGAUAUAGGUUCUGAUGAAUACUCUCCCGAGGAGAAUCAAGGCCUUGAUUAUGAAACUGUUAUGGGAAGAAUUCAUGCUAUUCUCUCAGAUGGAACUGUGGCUACAGAUGUUGAAGCAUUUAGGAGAUUAUAUGAACAUGUUGGUCUUGGUUGGGUUUAUGCCAUUACAAAAUAUGAACCAAUUGCAAAAAUUGCUGAUUCCUUAUAUGGUGUUUGGGCUAAAUAUCGUCUUCAAAUUACAGGACGACCUCCUAUAGAAGAAAUAUUAGAAGCACGAAAGAAUAAGGGUGAAGUAUGCAAAGACAGCGAUGCUUGCAAGAUGUAAAUUUCCUUAAUAUCUGACUCCAAAAGGCUCAUUAUGUGAUUUCCUCUUCCUCCGAAGCAGGUCUUUUUAUAUAUGAUCUCAUUUACAAAAAGAAGCCAACAUAGUUUAGUGUCACAACAUUUUACGUCUUCUUCAUCAGCAUAUGCAUUUGUUUACCGUUUUCAAAAGUUUUGCUGCAGUGCAUCUGGCAUAAAAAUGGGAGUGUAAAUAAAAUAUUUUUGUAUUCAAGUUAUUUCAUAUUAUUUCACCCUGUAGUCUCCAUUAGUCCAUUAAGUCUUAGCAGACUCUUCAAGAUUGUACGAGUUACAUGACACCAGCAUCUAUGCUUUGGUACUUAUUUUGCAAAUACAUAUAUAUAAACAUACAAAUCCAUAUUGUGUGCAUUCAUUUA
Messenger RNA from Glycine soja, 1112 nucleotides. RefSeq lists its product as uncharacterized. Gene Ontology annotation, molecular function: protein-disulfide reductase activity. The record is from RefSeq and is a predicted model, not a curated record. The transcript is spliced from 7 exons. Lineage: Eukaryota; Viridiplantae; Streptophyta; Magnoliopsida; Fabales; Fabaceae. The coding region runs from base 62 to 721 and encodes 219 amino acids.